Molecule: messenger RNA, 2446 nt
Organism: Nycticebus coucang (slow loris)
Lineage: Eukaryota; Metazoa; Chordata; Mammalia; Primates; Lorisidae
Gene: FGFRL1
Product: fibroblast growth factor receptor like 1
Exons: 7
Coding region: 153-1667 (504 amino acids)
Cellular component (GO): plasma membrane
Molecular function (GO): fibroblast growth factor binding; fibroblast growth factor receptor activity
Source: RefSeq, a predicted model, not a curated record
GCCCGAGGCCGGGCCCGGGGGCGCAGGGCGGCGGGAUGCCGCGCCCGAGGCGGCGAUGAUCGCGGAGCGCACCCCGUGGGCCCAGUUCUGAGUUCCUUCGCCCGUGCGCCUGCCUGACCACUGAGUCCCCGCCGAGGUCUGGGCAGGCCGAGAUGACGCUGUGUCCCGCGUUGUUGCUGCUGCUGCUGCUGCCACCGCUGCUGCUGGGGACCCUCCCUGGGGCCACCGCCGCCCGAGGCCCCCCAAGGAUGGCAGACAAGGUGAUCCCACGGCAAGUGGCUCGGCUAGGCCGCACCUUGCGUCUGCAGUGCCCUGUGGAGGGUGACCCACCACCACUGACCAUGUGGACCAAGGAUGGCCGCACGAUCCACAGUGGCUGGAGCCGCUUCCGUGUGCUGCCCCAGGGCCUGAAAGUGAAGGAGGUGGAGUCUGAGGAUGCUGGCAUCUACGUGUGCAAGGCCACCAAUGGCUUCGGCAGCCUCAGUGUUAACUACACCCUCAUCGUGAUGGAUGACGUCAGCCCAGGCAAGGAGAGUCUAGGGCCUGAGGGCUCCUCUGGGGGCCAGGAGGACCCAGCCAGUCACCAGUGGGCGCGGCCCCGCUUCACGCAACCGUCCAAGAUGAGGCGCCGUGUGAUCGCACGGCCAGUGGGCAGCUCUGUGCGGCUAAAGUGUGUGGCCAGUGGGCAUCCACGGCCUGACAUCAUGUGGAUGAAAGAUGACCAGGCUUUGACACGCCCAGAGGCCAGUGAACACAGGAAGAAGAAGUGGACACUGAGCCUGAAGAACCUGCGGCCGGAGGACAGCGGCAAGUACACAUGCCGAGUGUCGAACCGGGCAGGUGCCAUCAAUGCCACCUAUAAGGUGGACGUGAUCCAGAGGACCCGCUCGAAGCCUGUGCUUACAGGCACACACCCCGUGAACACAACAGUGGACUUUGGGGGGACGACGUCCUUCCAGUGCAAGGUACGCAGCGAUGUGAAGCCUGUGAUCCAGUGGUUGAAGCGGGUGGAGUAUGGUGCUGAGGGCCGCCACAACUCCACCAUCGAUGUGGGUGGCCAGAAGUUCGUGGUGCUGCCCACAGGCGACGUGUGGUCGCGGCCCGAUGGCUCCUACCUCAACAAGCUCCUCAUCACACGUGCCCGCCAGGAUGAUGCAGGCAUGUACAUCUGCCUGGGCGCCAACACCAUGGGCUACAGCUUCCGCAGUGCCUUCCUCACUGUGCUGCCAGACCCCAAACCGCCAGGGCCACCAGUGGCCCCCUCUUCCUCAACCACCAGCCUCCCAUGGCCUGUGGUCAUUGGCAUCCCAGCUGGUGCCGUCUUUACCCUGGGCACUGUGCUCCUAUGGCUCUGCCAGGCCAGGAAGAAGCCGUGGACCCCGGCGACUGCCCCUCCCAUGCCUGGGCACCAUCCACCAGGGACAACCCGUGACCGUGGUGGGGAUAAGGACCUGCCUGUGUCAGCUACCCUCAGCCCUGGGCCUGGCAUGGGGUUGUGUGAAGAGCUUGGGCCCCCAGCCACCCCCCAGCUCCUUCUGGGGUCAGGCCCAGUUACUGGACCCAAGCUCUACCCCAAACUCUACACGGACAUCCACACGCACACACACACGCACUCACAUGUGGAAGGCAAAGUCCACCAGCACCAGCACAUCCACUACCAGUGCUAGAUAGCAGCCACUCUAUGGACACCGGAGUGUAGGCUGAGGGCAGACAGGCAGCUGGGUUGAGAGGAGGGGGCUUGGGUGGGGACAGAGCACAAGGAGGGGGCCCACCCAUCGUGAGGAUGCGUGGCCUGCACCCUGGGGUGCCCUGUAUGAAGUAGGGCCCUACACAUAUGUGUUGUCUGGACACAUCUGCAUGUGUGGUACAGACGUUUUGCCUGGACACUUGCACAUGUGGACCAGACACCAGUGUUGCCAGGAUACACAUGCACAUACAUAUUCACACACAUGCAUUGCCUGGACACACACUUGGACUGAGCCACCUCCAGGAAGCUGCGUGCCAGUGACUUGCACCAUGCAUGUGGCAAUGGGCAAGUUGAUGAAGGAACCCCCACCCCCGCCCGCCCACCUGUGUGCCAGCCUGGCCUUAGUCAUUAUUUUUGCCACCUGCUCUGGUGGCCAGAGGCUGGGAGCAGGCGUCAGGCAGCUCCCUGCUCAUCCCCACCUGUCUCCCACUGCCAGAUUGAAGGGGCCUUGGUAUUUAUAUUUAAGAAAUUAAGAUAAUAUUAAUAAUGAUGAUACAGGGCUGGGUCUUGGGAUGUGGGUCUCUCCUGGGGCCAGGACCUGCCUGGCCUCACAGCCAUGCCGCAUGUGCCCACCCUGUGGGGCCAGGCACCCACCACCCCACUGCUGUGGCAGCCCCAGACCUCUGUAAUUUUAUGUAGAGUUUGAGAUGCAGCCUCGUAUAUUUAAUUUAUUUUGUUAAACAUAAGAGUGUGCUUCCC